AUGAAGUACCACGGCGCAGUUCUCGCCUCGCUCACUGCUUCGGCAGCAGCGUUCCCCUCUAUGAUGGGCUCUCGAGAGCAGCUCGAGGACCUUCUCAAGAGGAACCCAGAGCCGGUCGCCGAGCCAGAACCUCAACUCUUCGGAGGAGUCGUUGGUGCUCUCACCGGCACCAUCACCGGCCUCCUCGGAUCAGUCGCGCAGAGCGUCAACCCGGAAAACGCCCGCCCGGAAAAGGGCUUCGAGUUCCAGGCCCCCGGACCCAAUGAUAGCCGCGGCCCUUGCCCAGGUUUGAACCUGCUGGCCAACCACGGCUAUCUGCCGCGUGACGGCCAUGUCACGCUCGGCCAAGUCAUCGAAGCUACCUCUCGCGGUUUCAACAUGGAAGCGGACCUGUCGACUAUUCUCGCUGUCUUCGCUGUCCUUGCUGAUGGAGAUAUCGCCACCGAGUCCUUCUACCUCGGCGCCGGACCUGGUGGUGUCGGUGGUUUGAACCGCCAUUCAACAGUUGAGGCCGACAUCUCUGUCAACCGAGAGGACUUUUACAACGGAUGUGGCGACAAUCACCACGUCUCAUCCCGCAUGUUCAAGCAAAAUGUCGAUAUCGUUGCCAGCAGCGCAACCAAGCAGUUCGACCUUACCAACAUGGGCACACAGUACCAGAAGAACUCCAUGUUCUCUCAGAAGUACAACCCUUACCUCUACUACUUCCCAUUUCCUUUGAUUGUCUCGCUGGGCGCCUUCGCCUUCUACCCUCAGUUCAUGAGCAACGGUACAUACGGAGCCGGAGGAGUCGCCAACUACGAGUCCAUCUCCUCCAUCAUCGGUGCCAAGUACGACGACAAGACCGGCCAGUUCCAAUACGUCCCCGAGACCUGGCCCAAGAACUGGUAUCGCCGCGCGACACCCUACGGCGCAGUUCAAACCGUUCUGGAGGGCCUUUUGGAUAUUUACAUCCGCAACCCCGUUGUCCCGGGCGUCGCCCAGCUUGGCACUGCAAACCUCAACGCCACGACUGUUCUCUGUGACCUAUACCAGGGAAUCAACUCCGUCGUGCCCCUUUUCGUUGCCGGCACGACCGAGGAAGUAGCCGCGGCUACGACAUGGGCUAUUUCCAAGCUCGAUCCCUUCUUCAGCAACACCGUGCUUGGUUGCCCGCUCAGCGUUCUCUCUCCCAACGAUCCUUCCUUCCUCUACCCCAAUGCAAAGAACCAGGGUGGUCCGCUGAACCCGCCACGGAGCGUUGCGAAGAACGUUGGUAACAAUGUUUACUACAAGACCUACUUCACCACUGCACCUACUACCCCGGCAUGCUAG
Molecule: messenger RNA, 1314 nt
Organism: Colletotrichum karsti
Lineage: Eukaryota; Fungi; Ascomycota; Sordariomycetes; Glomerellales; Glomerellaceae
Exons: 3
Coding region: 1-1314 (437 amino acids)
Molecular function (GO): peroxidase activity
Source: RefSeq, a predicted model, not a curated record